Parnassius mnemosyne (clouded apollo) is the source of this 783-nucleotide messenger RNA. Lineage: Eukaryota; Metazoa; Arthropoda; Insecta; Lepidoptera; Papilionidae. The record is from the annotation of a GenBank genome assembly.
AUGUGCGAAGCGGGAACAGGAGAGCUACAAUAUGCGAUACCCCGCGCCGCCCGCUCAGUCUGCCGCUGGCGAGUAAACAGGGUGAACGUUACUGCAUUUUGGCGCGUAAUGGCUUCCUCACAGCGCAAUCGUGCGAUCUCUAUGCGCGAGAUUGCUGAUUUUUUACAGGAUGAUGAUGACUCUGAUAUUGAGGAGGCUCAGAAUGAAGAAAUUGAAGACUUGUUGUCUGACCUGCAAGUGGUUGUGGCCAGUCAAGAAAGGCACGAUGAUGGUGCAGUUGAGGAGCAGGAGCAAUUUCGUGAACCGGUCAACCAGCGAGGGCGUACUCGGGAGCGUACACAGAGAAGGUUUCGGCGCGGGCGUCAGCGCGGCGGCACAGUGCGCUCAACUACACACGGGCGAUCUUCACAAAUGCAGAUUACUCUAAGAGAAAUGGACGAGGCCAAUGGAUGGACGUAUGUGCCAAGAGAACGUCCAUUAGAAGACCCUGUCUUCGAAGAAGUAUGUCGUGUCUUAGCCCCCAUAGAUGAGAAUUCAUCAGAAAUCGACUGCUUUUCAGUCUUUUUCACAAACGAUUUUUGGAAGCUCCUGAAAACUGAAACGAAUCGAUAUGCCGCGCAGAUGAAGACCAAGCUGGCUAGACGAGGACUGCUAAAACCAGGGAGUAUGCUCGAUAAGUGGACACCCGUUACGUUGGAAGAGCUGAAACUUUUUUUCUCCAUAAUAAUUCAUAUGUCGCUAGUGCAUAAAGAAAGCUUUGACGCGUACUGGUCCACAAGAUAA